Messenger RNA from Oncorhynchus masou masou (cherry salmon), 4693 nucleotides. RefSeq names its product large neutral amino acids transporter small subunit 1-like. Gene Ontology annotation, biological process: amino acid transmembrane transport; neutral amino acid transport. Bases 692 to 2239 code for a protein of 515 amino acids. Lineage: Eukaryota; Metazoa; Chordata; Actinopteri; Salmoniformes; Salmonidae. Gene Ontology annotation, cellular component: membrane. The transcript is spliced from 10 exons. Gene Ontology annotation, molecular function: L-amino acid transmembrane transporter activity; neutral L-amino acid transmembrane transporter activity. The record is from RefSeq and is a predicted model, not a curated record.
AAAUAUAAUUAAAUAAACCGUAUCUCCUUUCACACAAGUGUAGCGCAGUUUGUGAGCUAUCCAAAUAACGUGUCCACUUAAAUAAAUAAAGCCGUAGGCUAAAUGAAUGUAAUAAUGUGAACUAUGGGAAAUUACUGGAAAUGACAUGGAUUAACGGUAUAUUGGAUAAGCAUUAAUAAACAAAGGGCAAACAAUUCACACCAUGGAAUAAUUAAUUCACACGGAUUGGCGGGAGAUACUGAGCGCAUUUGUGGAGAAAGAGGCGCAUACUGUUUCUUCGCCACAAUGCCCUUUCUAGUAUUACAAUUCACUAAUGCAUUGAAAGUACCAAUAAAACCAGUUCAGCUAGUCUGGCAGUUUGGCCCUAUCAGACAUCCUUUGAGGCCAAAGCAUCAGUAGAGGGCGCAAAAGCUUUGGUCUCGCAUUGAGCAGUAUGUGGGGUGGAUUUGUGACGCUGUCAUGAAAGGAGAAAUGGAAGAGGCUGUCCUAGACAGACCAUGAAGCUUUAUACUAAAAUCCUUUAUACACAGAGUUCCGUUGACACAGCACAGAACACGUGUUUCUGUGUCAGCAUCGUGUCUUUGCACUUCAGGAGCGACAGACAGGAUCAUAAACAUUCAAUUUUAGAAGAAAGAAAAAAGGGAGAGACACGGACACCAAGCAAAAAGCCGUGUCCCCACAGGAGCGAGCAAUGUCAAGUAUAAAGAAAAGAUAUUCGAAUUCGUCAGCCGAACGGGAUGUGGAAGACAAGGAGGUUACGGAGAAGAUGCUCUCUCCGGUCGGAGGAGAGAAUGGAAACUCGAGCCGGAUGGGAAGCCCGGAUAAGGUACCCGGGGAAGAGAAGGUUGUCCUAGAAAGAACCAUUACCCUGGUGAAUGGCGUAGCUAUCAUAGUGGGUACCAUCAUCGGCUCGGGUAUCUUUGUGACCCCGACUGGUGUGGUGAAGGAAGCCGGGUCCGUCGGACUGUCCCUUGUCGUUUGGGCAGUGUGUGGGGUGUUCUCAACCAUAGGUGCACUGUGUUAUGCUGAGCUGGGCACCACUAUUUCCAAAUCAGGUGGUGACUAUGCUUACAUCCUUGAAGUGUAUGGUUCCCUGCCGGCUUUCCUGAAACUGUGGAUCGAGUUGCUCAUCAUCCGCCCGUCAUCGCAGUACAUUGUCGCGUACGUCUUCGCUACCUACCUUCUCAAGCCAAUCUUCCCUGACUGCCCUGUACCCGAGAAUGGGGCGAAGCUGAUCGCCUGUCUUUGCAUCUUGCUGUUGACUGCUAUAAACUGCUACAGUGUGAAGGCAGCCACGCGGGUCCAGGAUGCCUUUGCAGCUGCCAAGCUCUUUGCCUUGGGCCUCAUCAUUAUUAUUGGUUUUGUGAAGAUUGGCAAAGGUGACACAGUCAACCUCUUACCAGAAAAUUCUUUCAAGAAUUCAAACUACGACUUUGGGAACAUUGGUCUGGCCCUGUACAGUGGUCUGUUUGCGUAUGGGGGCUGGAAUUACUUGAACUUUGUUACAGAAGAAAUGAUUGAACCUUACAAGAACCUGCCUCGUGCUAUCAUCAUCUCCUUGCCCAUCGUCACUGUGGUGUACGUACUGACUAACCUGGCCUACUUCACCACUCUGAGUCCAGAAGAGAUGCUGAGCUCUGAGGCUGUGGCGGUGGACUUUGGAAACUACCACCUGGGCCCCAUGGCUUGGAUUAUCCCUGUGUUUGUGGGACUGUCCUGUUUCGGCUCUGUUAAUGGCUCUCUCUUUACAUCAUCCAGGUUGUUCUUUGUGGGCUCAAGAGAAGGCCACCUCCCCAGUCUGCUGUCCAUGAUCCACCCCGACCUGCUGACCCCUCUGCCGUCACUCAUCUUCACAUGCCUCAUGACGCUGCUGUAUGCCUUCUCCAACGACAUCUUCUCUGUCAUCAACUUCUUCAGUUUCUUCAACUGGCUCUGUAUUGCCAUGGCGAUAAUCGGCAUGAUGUGGCUGCGCUACAAGAAACCUGAGCUGGAACGACCAAUUAAGGUGAAUAUCCUGCUGCCUAUCAGCUUUGUCCUGGCUUGUAUGUUCCUCAUCGUGGUGUCCAUCUGGAAAACACCUGUGGAGUGUGCCAUUGGCUUUGGCAUCAUUGCCACUGGAGUGCCAGUCUACUACAUUGGCGUUUGGUGGCAAAACAAGCCCAAAUGGCUCCUUCAGUUUAUCUUCUCUUCCACGGCACUUUGCCAGAAGCUGAUUGGGGUGGUACCACAGGAAUCCUGAAGAGGAGCUAAAGCGACGAAGCCCCUCGACAUACAACCCCAGUGACCACUUAUCUACCCCCUCACCCCUGGAGGCACCUGCUCCCAGUCUACACCCUCACUCAGCCCCCAUCAAUGUUUUUUAGGUCUAAUCAUUCCUUCUGAUCUCCUAGUGUUCUAGUGCAGGAGAGCCAUGCUGCUAGACUGCUGUGCCCAGCACGGUCCCCCUCUACCCUGCACAUACUGUAGCUGUUGGGAUACCUUCAGACAGGUUUUCACUGCAAACGUUGUUUCAGUCUUCAAGAUUUUGUUGAUUUUGAAUGUCUUUGUACCGAACCACGGCUCACAAGUGUUGUAUUUAUGAGGAUUAUGUUACUUCUGUUUACAGAGAAAUGUCCUCUCGUUCAAACUAUUAUUUCACUGAAGGUUUGGCAUCCCUGUGUUCAUAUAGUUGCAAUCUGUGCAUUCAGUCAAUUGUGAUGUGUGGCCUGGCUUGGUGCUAAUUCCUGGUAGGCCAAAGCUAGAAUUGUUGUUCAGAUUCACUGACUCACUGUUUCACAGUAGUUCUGCCAUUACCCAGUUAGUGAGUCAACUGCUUCCCAGAAGGGCAUCGUGUCUGUUUGUUGCCAUGGCUUCUAUUUCAGCAGCUUACAGGCUGUUGAACGCAGACAUUAUGUGUUGUAGUCUGGGUGUUUGUUUUUCUGUAUGCUUUUGUUUUCAGCUUUUUUGGGGGAAAGGUUUAAUGUAUCUGGAUAGCGAAAUAUCAAUUUUAUUAUACUAGUGCCUCUGAUAAAGCCAAGGCUAUUCAGUUCCCUGACUGCAGACACACUUGAACUCAUCUGACCCCUGAGAAGCUGAAACUGAGGGUAGACAGGGAAAUGGACGUGUAACAGUGAUUGGAGCGUAAGUGUUAUAAUUCUUAUAUGAUAGCACCCCUCCCCAUCUACGGCAGAUCAGACUGGCUCACUGCACCUUGUUGUAAAUCCCUGCUUUGGCUGUUAUUUUUUAAAUCUUUGUAGAUAUGAAUUUCUACUUUCAUGAGGUAGAUGCAGUGGAGCUUUUUUUUAAUGCUGUCAAUUAACUUUGUUGUAUAUCCAAGGACGUCUUCGUUUCCCGUGAGAUUUCUGGUUCACAAAUAGACCAUGCAUGGGACAUAAUUAUUAUAGUUAUUUUUACAACUAUUCCGAGUAUACAAAUUACAGAGACCCUUUUGCUUGUCUGUAGAUUUGUCAUUAAAUCACUAGUAGCCUUCCGACUGUACCAUGUCUUACCUCAGUGGACCUACAGUAUCACAGGAAUAUAAUAUAGCUGGUUGUAAAUCUUACAAAUAUAACAUGUUUUUUUUAUGCUGAUGUAAUACAAACUUGUGAACAUAAUAGUUGCCUGCUUGAGCUCAAUCCAGACUACAUACAUUACGAGCAAGGAUUUCAUUUGUUCUUAGAUCACAAUGAUCUUGUGGGUAUCAUCAGAUUCACAUGGGUAUUGUUGCUAUUAACUACUGUUAUGUCGAAGAGUUUUGAAACAGGACAGGGCCAAGGCCCCCAAUAGGAACACUGUCACAGUGACUACUUUUUACCUGUGGCUGGCUAAUAACCUCAGACUUUUGGGUUAGAAUGGGCUAUUGUGGGUGUGUAUGUGAGUGUGUAUAUGUCUUAGAAUAGGGUCACAGCUAUAAAGAUGAUUUCAUUGUUUUAGUGUGUCUGUUUCUGUGCUUGCAUGUGUCUACUGUACAUUGUCACUACUGUCAGCAACUAUCAACUUCAUAAAAUGAUUUCUACAUUUAAGUGUGAUGAUGAGAUUUGUGCGGUAAAGAUUUAAUGAGGUAUGGACCAUGGUUGUUGGAGAUGUGUGGUUUCCCCGUCAAAAAGUGGGUAGGCGGGCAGGGCAGGGCAGGACAUAGCAGAGCAAAGGUUAAAACCACAGUCUUUGGAUACAGAUGCCUCAGAGGGUGGGACGGGGGAGACACAGGACUGGAGGUGAAUGGUUGACAAGAUUAUUAAUUCAUUGUUAUUUUUUUGCUGAAAAAAAAUGUUCAGCGUACUAUAUUAACAAAAAUCAUCAUGCAGAAGCUUGUCCAGACCUGUUUAUUUGAAUGUGUUCCUCCACAUUGUGGCACGGUAAAGCUUUGUAAAGCCAAUGACAUGUGUUGUUCUAUAGACCACGUGGUCACUGUGGUAACCAUAUAGCUCAUGAUUCUGACUUACCAUUGGUUUCCUGGAGGAUGUGUCAUUGCAUGUAGAACAGCAGAAUAGCUUGCUAACACUCCAGCCAUCAGAAGAUGUUAACUAAUUUAAAUAGUACUGUAGAAGGUUUUAUUUAUUUAUUGUAGGAUCUGUUAGUCCCCACAUUUUUUACAGGGCAUUUGUGUGCUUUAUGAAUAAAUCUUGUUUUUUUCCCAUACAUGUAUGUAUUGUCAAAUUAUUUGUAUCCUUUAUCCUGUGUUCUUAUCAUGUUAAUAAAAUAUGUUUCAAUGCAA